Molecule: messenger RNA, 1085 nt
Organism: Sclerotinia trifoliorum
Lineage: Eukaryota; Fungi; Ascomycota; Leotiomycetes; Helotiales; Sclerotiniaceae
Source: the annotation of a GenBank genome assembly
UAUCUGGUUUUGCAUUCAACAAUUGGCGGCAUGCAGUUGGUAGCAUAAUAUUAUUGUUCCGAAGCCUCGAGAGGCGGCAUCCUGUGGACAACAGGAAAAAAACACCGCACUUCCGUUAGAUUCAAGCCCAAUCAAGAAACAUACGAAGACGGAUGGAGCUAGUCUUUGAAUCUCACGGAGGCGCUUCUACUAUUUACUUACGUCGCCCAUGCGUAGGCAAAAUUUACAGAAGAUGCGUGACGCUUCCUGGACUUCCUGAACUCUCGGAACCAGCCAUUAAGGCGUGUAAAUUCUGUUCGUUCGCCAAAGAAACUUUUCUGUAAAGAAUAUAGAGAGUGUUCCUAAUGGGAAGACACGAAUGCGAGACUCGACUUCAACAUUCAGUAUGAAUGGAUCGGGCAACGUUCUGUUAAAAAGGAAAGUGGAAGUGAAGAUGCACCGCAAGAAACAAUAAAGGAGCAUGUUAAUGGCUUGGCUGUCUUAGUUCAUCACCCUGAUAUCGAAAGUGAAGAGUUAAACGUCUACUAUUUUGAUGUAAUGGCUUGGCCAAGUACGUGACGCCGUCCCCCUUCUCAUUUGGUCAACUAAUUUCUUCCAGGUUGUUGCAAAGAUUGGCUAAGAUAAUGGCUACACCACCAGAUCCUGAUGGACCGGUUUGUGAGGCAAAUUUUCAGUUCAUGAAGCGUUGCUUUGACGAAUGCGUAAAAAACCAUCAAGCCUGUAAUGAAAAGGCCCGCAGAUCCAAGUUCGUUCCAACGCGAUUACUGGAUACCGGGAAUUGGGAGUCUUCUUCCGCGAAAUUGGUAGAGCAUCACCAACUUCCUCCAAUGGACUCAACCGAUCCUCAGCUUCAGUAUGCAGCAUUGAGCUACUGUUGGGGCGAUUCGCUUACUUUGAAAACCACCAAGGAAAACAAGGAUGAACAUGAGAAAGUGGGCAUAUUAAUAUACGGUAUGCCGGCGACCUUUCAAGAUGCGAUUAAGAUCACUAGGGAGCUUGGCAUUCGAUAUCUAUGGAUUGACGCACUUUGCAUCGUUCAAUGGAGCAAAGAAGAUUUGGAAGGCUGUAUCGAUUUCAAUGUGUGA